Haemonchus placei is the source of this 570-nucleotide messenger RNA. The record is from the annotation of a GenBank genome assembly. Lineage: Eukaryota; Metazoa; Nematoda; Chromadorea; Rhabditida; Trichostrongylidae.
AUGUUGGAGCUUCAUGAAGAAAUCGAUUUAGGAUGCGACGUAAUGGUACGGCAUCAAGAAGCUAGCUGUAAUGUUACUGUAAACUAUACAGAUGUACUGGACACAUUGAAGCCGGAGGUUAUUUUUGUGCUACAAAGACACAUCGGGUCUAAAAAACCGAUUGUAUCAAACAUAGAUAAAGACAAUAUAUUCAUGGAGCAGUUGGCAAGGUUGAAGAAACUUGAAAAAGUCGCCAAGAAGGUCUACAUUCUGCAAGCUGUACCUUCGAAAAGGCGUAAUCGACAAAGACGAUAUAGACUGAAGAAGACUGUACCUAAGCCAUUAGAUCGGAAGGAACGAAUGAUAGUAAACGACGACACUUUUGCACGCAAGCGCAUCGAAAAACUAGGAAAACGGUGUACAAAAUGUGAAAUAAUCGACAUAAAGCCAGUACUCGUCAAAUCUCAGAGAGAUUCCGAAGGCUACGAUAAACUAAUGUAUGUCACCGAGUGGAACAAUCUCAAUCGCAUUGGAAGGGAACGAGCUAGUGAGGUCUUAAAAGAAUUCGCUGAGAAGUUUGUCCUUUCGUGA